AGAGGUUGUUCCCUUUGCUCAGCUGAGGGAGAAGUCCUGCAAAGUGCACCUGUGUGCGCAGAAGGUCCGUUCGGCGAUUGCGAGGCUUUUCGUUUCGUGAGGCGAGAGUUUGUAGGCGGCGAUGGCUGCGCUGAAGUACGCGGGCUUGGACGACACCGACAGCGAUGAGGAGCUGCCGCCCGGCUGGGAGGAGCGAACCACCAAGGACGGCUGGGUGUAUUAUGCCAAUCAUCUUGAAGAGAGAACUCAGUGGGACCAUCCCAAAUCUGGAAAACGAAAGCGUGUUGCAGGAGAUUUGCCAUAUGGGUGGGAGCAAGAAACAGAUGAAAAUGGACAAGUCUAUUUUGUUGACCAUAUAAACAAAAGGACAACAUAUCUUGACCCACGACUGGCAUUCACAGUGGAAGACAAUCCGUUGAAACCUAAUGCCAAGCAGAAGUAUGACGGAAACACCACUGCGAUGGAAGUUCUUCAGGGGCGAGAUAUGAGUGGAAAAGUGAUAAUCAUUACUGGAGCAAAUGCAGGAAUAGGCUUUGAAACAGCAAAGUCCCUUGCACUUCAUGGAGCACAUGUUAUCCUUGCCUGCAGGAAUAUGGUGAAAGCUAACGAGGCUGUGAAGAGUAUCCUGGAAGAAUGGCACAAAGCCAAGGUAGAAGCAAUGACCUUGGACCUUGCAUCUCUUCGGAGCGUACGGGAGUUUGCCGAAGCAUACAAAUCCAAGAAUAUACCUAUCCAUGUGCUGAUCUGCAAUGCUGGUAUAUUUGGUGCUUAUUGGGAACUGACUGAAGAUGGCCUGGAGUCUGUCUUCCAGGCCAAUCAUCUGGGGCACUUUUAUCUCAUUCAACUCCUCAAAGAUGUUCUCUGUCGCUCAGCUCCUGCACGAGUUGUGGUGCUGUCAUCUGAAGGACACAGGUUCACAGAAAUUUUUGACAACUCAGGAAAACUUGACUUCAAUCAGCUUUCUCCGCCUAAGAAAGAUUUCUGGCCUAUGCUAGCCUACAAUCGAGCAAAACUGUGCGGUCUUCUGCUAUCCAGUGAGCUCAACCGCCGUCUUUCCCCCCAUGGAGUGACAUCAAAUGCGGUGCAUCCUGGAAAUCUAAUAUAUACAUCUCUUCAUCGCAGCUAUUGGGGAUAUACCCUGUUAUUUGCUUUGUUUCGUCCAUUUACGAAGUCCCUGCAACAAGGAGCUGCCACCAGUGUCUACUGCGCUUGUGCCCCCGAGCUGGAAGGCCUGGGCGGGAUGUACUUCAACAACUGCUGCCGUUGCUCACCAUCAGCAGAGGCGGAGAAUGAGACAACUGCCAAGGCCUUGUGGGAGCUGAGUGAGAAGCUGAUCCAAGAACGUGUUGGCAGCCCCAGCAAAUAAGAAGAGCAUCUCGAGGACAGAAACCUACCAAGUAUAGCUACUCAGGCAGAAAGUGAGAGAGGGGAAAUGGCGGUGGGGGGGGGGGGUAGAGAAAAGAAGAAAUGCCAAUACUGGAACCUUUUCCAAGCCUAUCGUUUAGAAGGUUACAUGUACACCUUAGCUAGGGUUAUAUGGUAGCAGUGAUGACGUAGAGGCCAAUUAUUUAAAAAAAAAACAGGUUGGGGGACUGGGGAUCAGGGAGGGGUUUGCAGACAGUAUAGCUUUGCCAGCCUUUAGGCCUUCUGCAUUUAGUUGCUUCGAUUAUUCUCAGUUCAAAGGACCAUGGAACAAUUUUUAAUGCCAUACCCACUGGGGUUUUAUAGGUGUACAUCCCCCCUUUUUAAGUGUACAUCUUUAAAAAAAAAAAAAGAUGAGAGUGCAUGUGAAAAUGCUUAUGACCCAGGUACACUCACUGGGAGCUGCUUCAUGAUGUGUGAAUGGCCCACAGUGCAUCUUCAGCAGAGUAACACCCUUCUAAGCUCAUCGACAUCGGUGGGCUUACAGGGGUGGAAUUCUGCUUAGGGUGGCCCUAUUGGAUUCCCUUCUGCUCAAAAACAUGGCUCAGAAGACAGGAACGACCCUCUGGGGUUUCAGAUUGUGAUCCGGGUUUUUUAAAGUCUCUGAUGAGGGCCUCCCGUUGCCCGUGAUGCUGAUAACGGUUAAUAUAGAGAGGGUGUGACAAAACCACCCACAACUUUUAAAUAAUCAAAAAGUCUCCUUGGCUGCAAAUAAAACUACCUUGCCAAGAAAGAGAAGGUGCCCAAAGUCCAGGUUAACUCUGUUUCUAAUUAAAUAUAUUGCAGGAUUUCCUUAAAAUAUGAUAUUAAAAGGUACAUUUGCAAACCAUUCUCUAAAUAUUAUUGAGAUAAUGUUGUCUCUUUUAUAAACACAGAGGAUGUAAUCAAUUGAAAGGGGGUUCAAAUGUGUUCCUUCAAGUUCUUGGAUUACAGUUUUAAGGAAGGUUCGAUUCUACCGGAUGUCUCCAGUGUCCCAGGUUCUCUCGGCACUGUGUUCCCGUUCAGUUUCUUCCUUCCUUUCUUUUUUUUCAAUUUAAAUGUAGUAAAAGAACAUGCUUGAAUAUUUGUCACCUGAAGAGCAAGUCUGUCUUGUUCCCAUGAAAGUUCCUUUUUUUUUUUAAGAAAAGAAAACUUGAGGAAAAAUAAAGAACUCUUCAACGCCAUGGAAACGCCAUUAUUUUUGUUCUUCCUUUGUUCUGAGUUCAUUUGUCUGUGGGGAUUAUUUUGCUUGUGCUUUGAAGCUGUCUUCAUGCCAGAAAAUUGUUGUAAGCCAUCUGCAAUCCAGCAUCAGGUUUUCUGUAAGCAAAAGAAAAUAAAUAAAAAUAAAUAAAAGGUGGUGGUUUAAA
Messenger RNA from Heteronotia binoei (common prickly gecko), 2768 nucleotides. RefSeq names its product WW domain containing oxidoreductase (gene WWOX). Lineage: Eukaryota; Metazoa; Chordata; Lepidosauria; Squamata; Gekkonidae. Gene Ontology annotation, molecular function: protein binding. The transcript has 9 exons. Bases 122 to 1366 code for a protein of 414 amino acids. The record is from RefSeq and is a predicted model, not a curated record.